AUGCGCAGUCCUUUAUUCGACAUAAAACAAUCCUUGGUGGGCAUCUUGCGCUGUUCUGGUGUGCAGGGUAUUAUCGAUAUAUUCACGGUAGGUUAACAUACUGUUUGAUAUAUGAAUAUUUCGUCCUAACUGUUAAAUCUUUUAUGAAAUAAAACCUGAUAUUUACCGAUGGAAACAGGACUAUUUUAUCAACAAAGCCGAUGAGAAUUUUGUUAUUCUGCUCACUGGGGGUCGUAUUGAACAAUUUAACGUUUCUGUGUUUGUUGAAAUGACUGAAAACCACGAACUUUAACCUUUAUUUCUGAUUUUAAAGGUUAUUGAACAUAUCAUCACUAUGGCAUCCAGUGGGUAUCUGCAGGCAGCUGUGCUCCUGCUUGCGGUCCAGCUCCUCUGUCUCGGUGCAGCUGAUGCGGAUCAAGAGACUGGGACUGUCAUCCCUGCCGAAAGUAGGUGGAUUUAAAGAUGACAUUUAGCUUUGGCAGCCUGUUUGGUGAAGGGAUUUGUUAAUAUCUGUAAAAUGGAUAUUUGUCUGCCACUAUCAGGCUUCUGCAGGUCACAUAAUAGCAGGUCCCCAUAGGGGUUUCUCAGUGGGAAUAGUAGGUCAUGCUAAUUAGUGUAUACACCACAGCAUGAAAAAUGCGCCCGCACAGCUAUUUAAAGCCUCAUUUAAUCAUUUCUACAAGGUGCAAAAAAUGUAGAGGUAGAGGUUUCUUUUACAGACAACAUUGGCUGUAAUUUUAAAUUUGACCCAUGGGAAUAAGCCUCAUGUUUAUUCCCUUUUAUCAAGGUUAGAGAUGUUUAGUUUGCCAGUGGUGGAGCCAGAUGUUGUUGAGUGGGGUGGCCAAGGUGGGGCACAGACUUUUGCACGGGCUUACCCUAAACUAUAGAGGAUUUUCUUCCAUUGAUGGCAUUUAACUUUUAAUACUAACACAUGACGUAUUCUUGUGUAUGAUUUUUAACUUUGAAGGUAAAUCAACAGUGUCAACAGGUAAAUAUGUUGACUCAAAAAGGAGAUGUCUGACCAAAGUCAACAUUCAAUAUGCCAAUCAAAGAACUCGAUCAACAUAACAAAGCAAUAACAAAGGCUACGUUCACACUAAAGGUUAUGAUGCACAAUUUGGAUUUUUUCUUAAAUCCGUUCUUUUUGUGCGGUUGUUCACAUUACAACAACGAAUGCGGGAUGUAAUGUGAACGGAAUGCAUCCGUGAAGUGACCCACAUGCGCACAAAGCACAAAUUGCUUUCCGCGCCUGUUUGUGUUGUCGAACAAUGAUGACGUUUAGGUCGGAUGAACGCGAUCUGAGCGUCCACACUGCAGUCACAUCGGAUACAUAUCCGAUUUAUACCCACAUACAAAAGAGGCCUGGGUCGGAUUUUAAAAAAAAUCUGAAUUGCACUGUUCACACCUACAUGAAAAAAUCGGAUAUGUGUCACAUAUGGUUAAAAAAUCGGAAUUGACCUGCAGUGUGAACAUAGCCUAAGUCACUGGGGUGACCAGUCCCAUUUUAGGGGUGGUUAAGUCCCCCCUUGCCAUCCCCUGACUCCACCCUUGUCAAAGUAUGUCCAGUACCUGAAUUUGCAAGCUAAUACCGCGCCAUGUUUUCUGCUUCUUUCUUCUCAUUUCCAGGUCGUCCAUGUGUGGACUGUCAUGCGUUCGAGUUCAUGCAGAGGGCACUGCAAGACUUAAAGAAGACUGCUUUUAACCUGGACGCCAGGGUUGGUGAAGGACUCUGAAAUCUUGUUUUCUAGUUAGAGGCUUUUGUUUGAGGAAUUUUCUCCUCCUGUGCUGUCAGAGUGUUAAGCGCUCGUGAAUCAGCAGAUGAUGAGUCGCUCUUAGAACAAUUUGAUAAUGAUGAUGAGUUUGUGUCUGAACAGAAAGUACUGGAGUGGAUGAUGAUGAUGAUGAUGAUGAUGAUGGCUGGACUGAUUCACUGGGCAGAUUCAUUUUACAUGCGAUGUGUAGAAUGAACAGACACUUUAAAUAAUGUCUUAUUUAUCUUCGUCUCAUUGUUACUGCAUUUAGGUGUUUAUGUUUUUGGUUGAUGUCUAAAAUAAGUGCGACCAAUAAUUUCAGAGGUUGAAAAAAAUUUGUUGUGGUGAUAUCUUAGUCUUGUUUAAAUAUAUCUAAUGAAAUAUUCACUCAAGUUUGACAAUACUUUUCCCCUUUUUUAAAAAUUCUGCUUUAUUGUUGUAUCUUGAACAGGAACAAUGUGAUACAAGCUCAUAUAUUGGUCACUGAUUGACCCAGUAUCGGUAUCAGUAUCGGCUAAUUAAAGAAUGAUAUCAGUCAACCACUAGUUAUAUGGUUUUGAAAUUUAAAGUAUUGUAUUGUGAGGGUGUUUAGUGAUCUUUAAUGAAUAAGAAUGAUAAAAAGCCGAAAGCAAAAUCCCACAAGUCUGACUAAUGUUUAUGUUUUGUGUGUUUUUUUCCAUCUCAGACAGAAACGCUGGUGCUGAGGGCAGAAAGGAGGGCUCUGUGCGACUGCAUGCCCACCAACUCACUGCGCUGAACCCUGCUCUCCACCCUGCGGUCACACACACACUGAAAACAACCCUGCUCUAAACCUCUACUCAUCUAACCUAUUCACAUGAUGGGCACUUUAUUUAUUUGAACCACGUCGGUGUCGAGUCAAACUUUGAUUUCUUACUCAUGCGUCAUGGGGCCUGUCGUUGUUUUGCCUUAUUUAGGACGACUUUUAUACCACUGAUGUUUUCACUCAUGUUUGAAGUCAGUCUGAUUGGACUCAUCACUCAUGUGUCUCUUAUGGAGCUUGAACUAUUUUUUGUACUUUUUAGUAUUUGACUGUAUAAUGUAGAUACAGUAGGAUGCAUCUGUGAAUUUACAUGUUGAGUGUCUUGUGUGAAAUUAAUGUUUACAACGAUUUUACACAUCAAACUGUAGCAUCAUGUGACGUUUAUUUAACAGCUCAAGUACUCCAAUAACACUUAGAAUUUGCUCAGCUACUUUUGGACUGAAAAAUGGGUAACUUAAGAAGAAAGCUAUUUUACUUUUAACGUACAAAGAAACAGUCUGCAGAGGAAAAGUUCAAGAAAUGAUAUCAGCAUUUUUUUUUUCUGUUUUGGCCACAAAAGUUCUUUUGAGUCCUGAUUUAGCACAGCACUGUAGCAUGAAUUUACAGCACUUUUUGUUAACCUACUGUUAAUAUAGAUUGUAUGUAUAGAUUAUGUAUAUGUACACGGGUACAUGUAAUGACAGACUUUGUUCUUUGUCUGACAAAUGUGUAUGCAAGUGACGAAGUAUCAGAUGAACUGCAAUAUAAGCAGGUGAAGGGAGGGAGGCUGGCGACAGAAGAGGACGUUUAGAUAGAACUUUAAUUUGUCUUAUUGUUGCUUGUUCAUAAACUCUGUACUUUAGAAACAUUAUGUCACAAAAUGCCCCAUUUACUGUCUAAAUGUUGUACCUAUCAAUAAAAACAAUGAACGAUAUUUGCUG
Xyrichtys novacula (pearly razorfish) is the source of this 3452-nucleotide messenger RNA. The record is from the annotation of a GenBank genome assembly. Lineage: Eukaryota; Metazoa; Chordata; Actinopteri; Labriformes; Labridae.